AUAAUGAACCCGAACAAGAAUUUUAUGAUGGUGUUACUCAUGUUCAUCAAAAUUGGAGUGGGGUUGGUGAUGAUGUUCAACAAAGUCAGUCCGGACUUGGUAGUCAUGCUCAGCAAAGUCAAACUGGUUAUGGUGGUGUUGUACAACAGGAGCAAAAUUUUAUGUCUGCUAGGGCAAAGCAUCAAGUUAUGUGAGGUGGUGCUACAUUUAGGAGAUCUAGCAGUAAUUUCAGUUGCAAUAAGAUGGAUGAGAUUGAUACAAAGAAGAGGACAGUGGAUACUAGAUCUGGUCAUAGAGGCAUUGCUAAAGGGAAGGAUACUUAGCAGAGCAUGGGCUGUGAUGAUAUUGAAGAUGAUAGUGAGGGUGAUUGGUAGUGUGGAUUUGAUAAUGAAGACGACAUUGUGGAUAGUGAUGAGGAUGAUGAUCUUGAAGAUGAAAAUAAUAAUGUUUUUGAAAAUGAAGAAGAUAGUGAUAUGGAUAGGCCUGUGGAUGAUCCUGAAUAUGAUUCAAAAGAAUUUUAUGAACCAUUUGUGCAGCAUGACAAUAGAUAUGAUCCAAAUGGGGAAAUAGAGUUAGAUGUUGGGAUGAUAUUUGACGAUGUGAACCACUUCCAGUCAGUACUUAAGGAUUAUGUGAUUCAAGGUGGGUUUCAAAUCCUACGAAUUAAGAAUGAAAAAAAAGAGUAAGAGCUAUUUGUGCAGCAACUGGUUAUACAUGAAAAAUAUUUGUUUCACCUUUAUCUGAUGGAAGCAAAACUUUAUGAUCAAGUCAAUGUGUAAAGAACAUUGUUGUGGACGGAAAGAUGUGAACAAGGACAUUACAUCCACUUGGAUAGCCUCACACAUGUCUUCACAGUUGAAAACAAAUCUUGACAUGAAGUUAAGUGCAAUGGAAGCUUAUAUUAUGGAAAAAUUUCGUAAUAAAGUGCCUUACAUUACAUUGUACAGGGCUAAAAGGAAAGCAAGGGAACAAACUGAAGGGAGUCAUGGCAAGUCAUAUGCCAAGCUACCUAGUUAUGGUGAUAAGGUAAGAGAAAGAGAUCCCGAGACUAUUUUUAAAAUUCAAUUUCAUCCUAGGCAAGUUUUGUCUGACCCUCCAGUUUUCAAAAGAAUGUUUGUUUAUUUCAAGGCAUGCAUGAAUGGGUUCUUGAAUGGUUGUAGACCAUUCAUAGGGAUUGAUGGUUGUCAUCUCAAAGACACACAUGGAGGUGUGUUGUUGGCUGCAGUCUUUGUUGAUGGAAACAAAAGAUUGUUUCCUGUUGCAUAUGGUGUGGUAGAGGUUGAAUGCAUAAAUAGUUGGGAAUGGUUCUUGAGCAACAUAUAUGGAAUUUUCUAUAGGACCUUGGAAGACAACCCAAUCACAUUUAUGUCUGACAAACCAAAGGGACUUUGUGAGGCCAUCAGUGAUACAUUUCCGGGUUGUCAUCAUAGAUGGUGCUGUGGGUACUUGUAUCAGAACUUCAAAUCACUUCACCCAGUUGUGUUACUAAGAAGGUAUUUCUGGAUGGUAACAAAAGCAUCAAAUCUAUUUUUUUUUAAGAAGGCAAUGAAUGAAAUGAAGGGCAUUGACCAGAAAGCUUAUGAGUGGCUAAGUAAGCAUCUUCCAAAGAUGUGGUCUAGGCGUGCAUUCGACGUUAGGUGCAAGAGUGAUCAUAUCACUAAUAAUAUGACUAAAUCAUUUAACCAGUUGAUUGCACCCUUUAGGGUUAAUCCCAUUCUGACUCUUUUUUAUGAAAUUAGAAAGACCCUAAUGGAAAAUAUGCAUAAAAAAUAUCAACAUGGUUGCAAUUACAAGGGAAGAGUCACCCCAUGCAUAAAGAAGAAGUUGAAUGCCAUAGCCACUAAAGCUAGGGAGUGUAUGGUACUUCGUGCAGGUGUUGAUAAGUUUGAAGUCACUGAAAACCAAGGUAGGUAUGUGGUUGAUUUGAAGAAUCAAUCUUGUGGUUGCAUGGUCUGGAAUGUUUCAGGAAUACCGUGUAAGCAUGCUACAGCUUGUAUCAAAUUCAAGAGAGAGAGUUUGGAGAAAUAUUGUGAUGAGUAUUACAGUGUUGGAAAAUAUUUUGCAACAUACAAGGACAUAGUACAUGCUUUACCUGGACUGGAUCAAUUGACAGAAGAUCAUCCAAUGGGUGUUGUCCAGCCUCCUCCUUUGAAGACGCUAGUGGGAAGACCAUAUAAAAGCCGGAAGAAGGAACAAGAUGAAGGACCAUCAGGAGAGUACAGGAGGAGAUCAAACACUGUCAGAUGUGAUAGAGGUAAAAUGGAGGGUCACAACAAAAGGAGGUGCAUAGGACCUCCAAUGAAGGUGAAGGGAAGGGGGAUAGUGCCUCUAGCUCGACAGUGAAACCGAAGGAAAGGGAAAGGGAAAGGAAAAGGAAAUUAGUGGAAAUCAAUCUUCACAGGUGGUGAUUAGGUCACAGGCCUCCACAACAACAACUGUAGAUAACCGCCAGUCAAGGGUUAGAGCACAAUUGAAAGCAAAGGAGGAGAAAAGGAAGGCAAGAGAGAAGCUGCGGAAGACUAGUGGGAGUUAGACAUUUGGAAGUUAGACUUAUGUGAUACUUAUGGGAUUGAGAAUAUACUAUGGAAUUUAAACUUUCUUGUAUUUUGGUAGACAUAUAUUUUGGGACUUAA
Macadamia integrifolia is the source of this 2633-nucleotide messenger RNA. RefSeq lists its product as uncharacterized. NCBI's taxonomy places the organism in Eukaryota, Viridiplantae, Streptophyta, Magnoliopsida, Proteales, Proteaceae. Gene Ontology annotation, molecular function: zinc ion binding. Bases 760 to 2343 code for a protein of 527 amino acids. The record is from RefSeq and is a predicted model, not a curated record. The transcript is spliced from 3 exons.